AUUACACUUUACAUGCUCAGGAGGAGUCAGGGCCUCUCUCUCUCUCUCUCUCUCUCUCUCUCCACCGCCAGGAAACUCAACUCCUUGCUCUGUAAGAAAAGCACCCAGAAACAGAAAUCCCAGAAAGCAAGAAACCCAGAUCUAGAGGAAAUGGCACUGGAGUGGGUGGUGCUGGGGUACGCCGCGGCGGCGGAGGCGAUCAUGGUGUUGUUGCUUACUAUUCCUGGGCUGGACGGGCUCAGGAAGGGGCUGAUCGCUGUGACUAGGAACCUUCUGAAGCCAUUCCUCUCGGUGGUGCCCUUCUGUCUGUUUCUUCUGAUGGAUAUCUACUGGAAGUACGAGACACGCCCCAGCUGCGAGACCCCGGAGUCGUGCACGCCCGCCGAGUACCUCCGCCACCAGAAAUCCAUCAUCAAGAGCCAGCGCAACGCCCUCCUCAUCGCCGCCGCCCUCGUCUUCUACUGGCUCCUCUACUCCGUCACCGCUCUCGUCGUCAGGAUCGAGCAGCUCAACCAGCGCCUCAAGGCCCGCCGGGACUGAUGCCUUUGGAGAUGAGUUAAUCGGAUCUGUGUUUUUUUAUUUUAUUACAAGUUUUGUAUGAAACUGGAUCAUGUUCUCUAGGAUGUUCGUUGUUUUAAUGGUAUAUGGAAUUUGCGGAUUAUUGGGUCAAUGCUAAUGGCGGUUGUUGUUUUGAUUUCUAGGAUAA
Molecule: messenger RNA, 706 nt
Organism: Alnus glutinosa
Lineage: Eukaryota; Viridiplantae; Streptophyta; Magnoliopsida; Fagales; Betulaceae
Exons: 1
Coding region: 13-540 (175 amino acids)
Biological process (GO): intracellular protein transport; endoplasmic reticulum to Golgi vesicle-mediated transport
Cellular component (GO): endoplasmic reticulum; endoplasmic reticulum membrane
Source: RefSeq, a predicted model, not a curated record